Molecule: messenger RNA, 989 nt
Organism: Aspergillus heteromorphus CBS 117.55
Lineage: Eukaryota; Fungi; Ascomycota; Eurotiomycetes; Eurotiales; Aspergillaceae
Gene: ppm1
Product: protein C-terminal leucine carboxyl O-methyltransferase ppm1
Exons: 2
Coding region: 4-819 (271 amino acids)
Biological process (GO): C-terminal protein methylation
Molecular function (GO): protein C-terminal leucine carboxyl O-methyltransferase activity
Source: RefSeq, a predicted model, not a curated record
GCCAUGUCCGCCUCCCACAUCCCCAACCUCAACACCCUCCGUCGCGGCGCGGGUCGCGGCCGGUUCCGUGGUCGCGGAGGACCAGGAGCAGCAGGCGAAAAUGCCAGCGGAGCAGGCCCGGCGCAGGACCGCGUGGUCCAGGGCACCGACAAUGACGCCAGCGUGUCGCGACUGAGCGCCGUCAGUCUGGGAUAUCUCGAGGACCCGUUUGCGCAGGCAUUGACCGGUCCGGGGAUGGAGACGAGACGGAUGCCUAUUAUCAAUAGAGGAACCUACGUCCGCACCACCGCCAUCGACCACCUCGUCCACCACUUCCUCUCCUCCCCAUCCGCUACACAGAAAAAACAAAUCAUCUCCCUGGGCGCCGGCUCCGACACGCGAGUCUUCCGACUACUCUCCUCCCGCCCCCGGCCGGACAUCAUCUACCACGAGCUGGACUUCGCCGUCAACACGACCUCCAAGAUAAAAUUCAUCCGCGCGUCGCCUCUGCUUCAACGGAGUCUGGGGCCUGAUGUCACGAUCUCUCCUGCUGGGGAUGCUCUGCACUCGCCGGAGUACCAUCUGCAUCCGGUUGAUUUGCGCACGUUGGCAGCUGCAGCUGCAGCUUCGACGCCAAAUACAAACAAAGAUAUCCUCCCCUUCGUCGACACCACCCUCCCCACCCUCCUCAUCUCCGAAUGCUGUCUUAUAUACCUCACUCCCACCGAAGCAAGCGGUGUGAUCCGGUACUUUACUGAGGUUCUUUUUCCUGCUGCCGCCACCACCACCACCACCACUACCCCCCCAGACCGGCCAACAGUACGACCCCCCUCGGCCUAAUAAUCUACGAACCCGUCCGCCCGAACGACCCCUUCGGCCGCACCAUGGUGUCCAACCUCGCGACGCGCGGGAUCCAGCUACAGACGCUGCAGCAGUACGCGACGCUGGAGGCGCAGCGGGGAAGGCUCCGGGCGCACGGGCUCGCGGACGGGCAGGGGCGGCGGACGUGG